Molecule: messenger RNA, 861 nt
Organism: Gigantopelta aegis
Lineage: Eukaryota; Metazoa; Mollusca; Gastropoda; Neomphalida; Peltospiridae
Product: autotransporter adhesin SadA-like
Exons: 1
Coding region: 1-861 (286 amino acids)
Source: RefSeq, a predicted model, not a curated record
AUGGCUGCUGAGGGGUUUGAAAUGGCUGCUGAGGGGUAUGAAAUGGCUGCUGAGGGGUUUGAAAUGGCUGCUGAGGGGUAUGAAAUGGCUGCUGAGGGGUAUGAAAUGGCUGCUGAGGGGUUUGAAAUGGCUGCUGAGGGGGAUGAAAUGGCUGCUGAGGGGUUUGAAAUGGCUGCUGAGGGGGAUGAAAUGGCUGCUGAGGGGGAUGAAAUGGCUGCUGAGGGGUAUGAAAUGGCUGCUGAGGGGUAUGAAAUGGCUGCUGAGGGGUAUGAAAUGGCUGCUGAGGGGUUUGAAAUGGCUGCUGAGGGGGAUGAAAUGGCUGCUGAGGGGUUUGAAAUGGCUGCUGAGGGGGAUGAAAUGGCUGCUGAGGGGGAUGAAAUGGCUGCUGAGGGGUAUGAAAUGGCUGCUGAGGGGUAUGAAAUGGCUGCUGAGGGGUUUGAAAUGGCUGCUGAGGGGUAUGAAAUGGCUGCUGAGGGGUAUGAAAUGGCUGCUGAGGGGGAUGAAAUGGCUGCUGAGGGGGAUGAAAUGGCUGCUGAGGGGUAUGAAAUGGCUGCUGAGGGGUAUGAAAUGGCUGCUGAGGGGUUUGAAAUGGCUGCUGAGGGGUAUGAAAUGGCUGCUGAGGGGUAUGAAAUGGCUGCUGAGGGGGAUGAAAUGGCUGCUGAGGGGUAUGAAAUGGCUGCUGAGGGGGAUGAAAUGGCUGCUGAGGGGUUUGAAAUGGCUGCUGAGGGGGAUGAAAUGGCUGCUGAGGGGGAUGAAAUGGCUGCUGCUGCUGGUACUGCCGCAUCCAGGUGGCAUCCUGGGACUGCCACGGCGUCACGUUGGGAAAGGUCUGCCCUGACCAACCCUCAGGACCAGGCAUAG